Molecule: messenger RNA, 672 nt
Organism: Alternaria postmessia
Lineage: Eukaryota; Fungi; Ascomycota; Dothideomycetes; Pleosporales; Pleosporaceae
Exons: 2
Coding region: 1-672 (223 amino acids)
Source: RefSeq, a predicted model, not a curated record
AUGCGGCUACUUGACUUACCACCAGAGAUCUUCCAGCGUAUUACGCACAUCUUAGUCAAGAAACACGGCAUUGCUGAAGCUUGGAAGGUUCGAGGAACAAGCAAAGCUUUUCAAACCUACAUCACCUACGAAGUCCUUGCUACCCCGUCUCUCUAUGCAUACAACAAGACACGUGCCGGACGCGAGAUCCUUCAGCACAAACUCGCCGACUUCCUCUACACGCGUAGCACAAAGCUGAACGGCUUUGUGCGCACCCAUGUCCCUGGGUUCAUACGCGAUGUCAUCUUGAUAAAGGAGUCUUGGAUUACUGGCGAUGAGGCAGUCUCCAAACUACGGAGGCUUCUAUGCGAACUCUUUGCCUGCAAUUGCGACGGCGCGCUGACGUUCGUUUUAACCCAAACAAACAAGCUAAACCACCACCAGAUAGAGGCACUAUCAGUGAGCAGCACAGUCAACUUGGUUGCUAUGGCUGCUGAUCUAGGCGAUCUUUAUCUCUUGAGAACCGAGGCUGCGAAGGAUAGAGACUCACUGUGGCAGGAGUCGCCAGCCUUUGGAUAUCCGCUGGAUGUCGCCGUUUAUGCAGGGCACUUUGGUGUUGCUAAAGCGAUCGCGCAACAAGCCGUCACCAACCAGAACGAGGACGUCGUCGAUCUCCAUCACCGUUACGGGUAA